CUCAUGUAGAAGGUACGUACCGACGGCCGCCUUGGCUGCUGAUAAGAUAAUACAGCUGAUGCUACAAAUGACCCAUAUGUCAUUGGUUGAGGGAGACCCACCUGCUUGAUCAAUAGGCCGUUGUUGUCUGGCUGCUGACCGACCUACUUCACUCCUCCAUGAUCCCUUCCAUCAUCGUCUUGCCAUUGCGACCUACCUUGAUGCAGAUGCCAUACUCGCGACUUCGCAUCUCCAAACACUGAAACUAAUAAAAAACACCUGGUUUACAGCCCCAGAGGAGUGAAGACGUUGGUGCCUGCCUCCCGAACCCCCCCCCUGGGAUUCUGCAAUCGACACAGGUACUUCUUCGACAACGACCUCAUAAUGUCGUCCGUCAAGAAGCCGGACUCGCCUGUUGCGGUCCCUCAUGGUCAGAACUCGACUCCAAUGCCACCCGAGAAACCUUCCAUGUCCGCCUCGCCACCUCGCAUACUGAUCAUCGGUGCUGGCUCCCGCGGCCAGGCCUACGCUCGCGCGAUUGAGACCUCCAGUAACGGCGUCGUUGCCGCUGUGGCUGAACCCCUCGCCUACAAGCGACAGACGUUCGGCAGAACCUACAUAUGGGGAUCCGACGCUCCGCAUGAAGGGCAACAGUUCGCCGACUGGGCCGAGUUUGUCGCAUACGAGACACGCCGCCGCGAGAGAGAAGCUGCCGGCCAAGAUGUGCCGCCAGGUGUCGAUGCUGCUUUCAUCUGUGUUCUUGACGAAAUGCACCGCGAUGUUGUCGUUGGCCUUGCGCCCCUGGGUCUGCACAUUAUGUGUGAGAAACCCCUGGCCACAUCCCUCGUCGAUUGUCUCGACAUGUUCGACGCCCUCAAGCCACCUGCCGGCCAAGAUCCCAAAAACGUCUUCUCCAUCGGCCAUGUUCUCCGUUACAGUCCACACAAUAUGCUACUUCGCAAGCUCCUUCUCGAGGACCGUGUCAUUGGAGAUAUCAUCAAUAUCGUGCACACCGAACCAGUGGGCUGGUGGCACUUCACACACUCAUACGUGCGCGGCAACUGGCGAAAUGAAAAGACGACGGCACCCAGUCUCUUGACCAAGAGCUGCCAUGACAUUGAUCUGCUGCUGUGGCUGCUCAGCGCUCCUGUCAAAGCUGGGCAAGGUAGUCCUCAUCUUCCUUCCACCGUAUCAUCAACUGGGUCCCUGCAGCUAUUCAGAAAAGGACGCAAACCCGCCGCGGCAGGCAACGCAACCAAUUGCUUGACCUGUCCGCUCGGCGACGGGGGAUGCAAGUAUUCGGCCAAGAACGUCUAUCUUGGUCCAGAUCUCAAGGGCCUGGGCUCUGGGAAUACUGAUUGGCCCGUCAGCAUCGUGCUUCCCGAAAUUGAAGAUUUCCCAACCGCAUCCGAAAGACACAAAGCCCUGGCUGCCAAGCUUGCCGAAGACUACGAUGAGACCACCCCCAAGGUCGCGGUGGCUUCGCGCAAUUGGUUCGGACGCUGCGUAUUCGACGCAGAUAACAACGUUUGUGACGAACAGACUGUGACCAUCACUUGGGAUGAUGCUACAACGGCAGCCUCCGAAACACCCAAGCAGUCCAAAUCAGCCACACUCCACAUGGUCGCGCACACGAAGAAAAUAUGCGAGAGGUACACCCAUAUAUACGGCGUCGAUGGCGAGAUCUAUGCCGAUUCCCGUACUAUCACCAUCGAGGACUUCAACACGGGUGACACACGGUCAUACCACCCGACCAUUGAAGACGCCGGCCAUGGCGGUGGCGAUAAAGGUCUCGCGCGCCAGUUCAUCUUGGCGGUAGACCGAGUAAAGAAUCACGGCUGGACUGCAGAGAGGUCUCAGAACGAGUUCAUCGGUUGCUCUCUCGAAGAGGUCAUUCGUUCGCAUGCCAUGGUUUUUGCUGCCGAAGAGGCCAGGACGAGGAAGAGGGUUGUCGACUGGGGAGAAUGGUGGUCGAGGGAGGUUGUUAACACAGAAAGCGGAUGAGAGCGAGAUACUCGUGAUUUGGCCUACGCCAUCCAGUGGAAGGAGGGGUAGACCCAGUCCCCAGUGUUCUUGGUGGUCUUGAGCAAGAGAAUUGGCUUCAGAAAGCCAAGCUUCAAACACACAACAGGUUCGGCUCCUUCCCGGUUUUAUAAGUUUUAUAAGCGUCUCGCGGGAAGAUGUCAAGUCGAUAUCUCGUCGUCGGGUCGGGGACUCGGCCCCGGCGGUUGUCUACCCGAGCUUGCCAUCUCUCGAAUUCGACCAAAGCUUGUUGCCAACUCCAUCAAAGAGCAAGCAGGAUGGUUGGGAUGCUGGCCAGCAUUACACAUACCUCACGCGGUCCAGCGCUGGUCGAGUUUGCCACCGAACCAUACUCGUCUGAUGUUCAGAUUGUGGUAGCGUCGAUCCUGCAUGCUACUCGGCCCAACUUGAUUUUGACUGAACCCCGUCUGUUCCCUUGGAAUGCGGCACAUUUGUGAGCUAUUGACUCGGUGGGCCGAAUUCGUGCGUCGACAUAGGUUUGAUCUGAAAGGAGGUCC
Molecule: messenger RNA, 2519 nt
Organism: Colletotrichum destructivum
Lineage: Eukaryota; Fungi; Ascomycota; Sordariomycetes; Glomerellales; Glomerellaceae
Product: Putative gfo/Idh/MocA-like oxidoreductase, NAD(P)-binding domain superfamily
Exons: 1
Coding region: 364-1983 (539 amino acids)
Molecular function (GO): nucleotide binding
Source: RefSeq, a predicted model, not a curated record